Messenger RNA from Dendrobium catenatum, 3018 nucleotides. Its product is annotated as SET and MYND domain-containing protein 4. The transcript has 14 exons. The coding region runs from base 364 to 2661 and encodes 765 amino acids. NCBI's taxonomy places the organism in Eukaryota, Viridiplantae, Streptophyta, Magnoliopsida, Asparagales, Orchidaceae. Gene Ontology annotation, molecular function: protein binding. The record is from RefSeq and is a predicted model, not a curated record.
GGUGGCCAAGCUCCGUAUCGACAGCCUCCACCGCUCGCCUGGGAACACAGCAUACGCGUGAUGUGCAGGAGCAACACCAAAAAAACAAAGGCAAUUUUGUUUUACGUUUCCUAUAAAAACGCAAUUUUUAAGUAUAUUUACGCUUCUUCCUCAAUUUCGAUUAAAUCACGUUGCUUUUACGCUUAAUUGCUUGAACGGCGGCUCAUUUUUAAAAUUUCAGUUUUUUUUUCUUUUUGCCUUCAAGAGGAGAGAGGGGCUGUUUCGGACUUUGGGUGCAAGUAGCAUUUAACUCAAAUAGGAUCCUGCUCAAAUCCUGCAUACAAACACCCCUAAAACACGGUAGAAUUCCGGUUGUCACACUCCAUGGAGACGCUCAAAUCUCUUCUUCCGGAUGACCUAAAGCUGCUUAUCGGCCAAAGCACUUCAGAUAACCUCGACCUAACUUGCUCUUCACUUCUGGAAUUCUGCCAGCUUCUGCCCCAGUUUCAGAGAGUUAUUGGACAAUUAACUGGUGGAGUGGCUCUUUGUCGGAAGAGUAAGGAGUCAGCUUUGGAUUGGAAGAAGAAAGGAAAUGAAUGCUUCUCAGAGGGAGACUAUGCUAAAGCUUUGACCUUUUACUCGAAGGCAUUGCGGUAUGCACCAAUGGACAUGGAUGGUAUGGAUGAUAAGUUAGUUGGAGCUCUUUAUGUUAAUCGUGCAUCUGCACUACAUGCUUGGUACAGGAGAGGGAAGGCAAAUGCUUCACUCCAACGGCAUGAAGCUGCAAUAUGUGAUUUACAGAUUUCUUUGUUUAUGGAAGGUUCUGUAUCUGGGAAAACCCAGAUAAAGGAAGAUAUUCAGUUGCUAUUACCUCAUCGCAGUAAGGCAACAAAUGAGUCAGAUUAUACAAAGAAAAAUGAGAAAUUACAUGAUGUUUUAGCCGAUACUAAGCUGCAUUGCGUUACAACACCAGAUAAAGCCAGAGGAAUGGUCUCUUCAAAUGACAUUCCUGCAGCUUCAUUAAUUCACACCGAAGAACCUCUUGCUGCGAUUAUUACAAAGUCUUGCCGCGAAACACAUUGCCAUUUUUGCUUCAAUGAAGUUCCUGCAGAUCCUUUGUUCUGCAGAUCAUGCACAAUACCACUUUACUGCUCCGAGCAUUGCUUAGAACAAGCUGUGGGCUGUAACUUUGUCAGGAGCAAUGAUUUUUCUAAUUUUCAGAAUAAUUUAUCAGUAGAACUUUGGAAAUAUGCUACAGAAAGCAUCUCACUAUAUCAUAGUGCUCGUGAAAAUGGUGGUGACCUGCCUGAACAUACUCAUGAAUGUGGAGGCGCACACUGGCCUGCUGUUUUACCACCUGAUGUAGUUUUAGCUGGCAGAGUCAUGAUGAAGUCCAUUGAGAAGAGAAAACUUUCUGGAGGAUUGGAUAAGAAUAUUGAAACUAUGGAUUUCUCUCACAGUUAUAACAAAAUUCCUCCUGAUCACAAGUUGGAGAUGCAUCUAUAUGCCCUGGUCUUGGCUUGUUGUCUUCGCCAUUAUUUGCCAUCUCUUGAGACUUCUAUUUCCAAGUUUGUUUUGCUGAUAUCCCAGAUUAAGGUGAAUUCUAUGGCAGUUGUGCAUAUGAAAUCAUCUGAUGAGCCUGAUUUGUCGAAAAAAUCAUCAGACCUCUCUGCAAUUGGAAAUGCUUUUACUUCUACUGUUGAGCAGGUUCGAGUUGGCCAAGCCAUUUAUUCCAGGGGAAGCUUAUUUAAUCACUCAUGCAAGCCAAAUGUCCAUGCAUAUUUUCUUUCGCGCACACUUCACCUACGCUGCACUGAACAUGUUCCAACAUGGUACCCGCUCGAGCUCUCUUAUGGCCCACAGAUUGGCGAACUUGAUCAUCAAGAAAGACAAAAGAUGCUUGAAGAUCAGUACUUUUUCAAAUGCCGUUGCAUUGCAUGUUCAGAGCUUAAUUUAUCUGACCUUGUAAUCAACUCUUUUAGGUGCUCUAAGCCCAACUGUCUUGGUGCAAUCCUGGGCAGGGCUUAUGAGAAACUUGAGGAUGACUCUUGGCUUGUUUCUGCUGCAUCUUAUUGUAGCAAGCUCUCUUUGCCUGUGUUUCAGGAACAUAAAAUGAACAUUUGUGAGGUGGCUCAUUUUCUUCUUGAGAAAGAUACAUUACAGAAAAUAGGUCCCGGUAAUUGCUUGAGUUGCUGCUCAUCUCUUGAUUUGUCAUCAUCGACCUCAGCAUCUAAUAAUUCUCUGUCAGAUAUUUGCAGAUUGAAGGACUUGAUACUUUCCUUUGUAGCUAAAGAUAGUUUAAUCUCUGAUAUCCUGAUAUCACUUGGUGAUCUGAGAUCUGUUAAGCAUGCAUACAGCAAGGUUGUUGCUCAGGCUGAGGAUGACGUUGCAGAAACCUUUGCUAUGAUCGGUCAGUUUGCGCAUGCAAAAAAGCAUUGCCAAGCAUCCAUGGAGAUCCUUGAAAAGCUAUACCACACAAAACACAUCACUGUUGCUCAUGAAUGGAUAAAGCUCGCAUCAAUCGAUUUCUCUUUAGGCAAUCCAGCUGAUGCUUUAUGUGACAUAAUGCGAGCAGAGGAAAUAUUUUCACUUUACUAUGGUUCUCAUGUGGCCAAAAUAUUUCCCUAUAUCGAGCAUUUCAAGAAAGAGGUGGAGAAGAUUGGAUUUGUUGCUGUCAGAUGAAAGAAGGGCAACAACUUGAAUUAAUGAAGCUGCAUAACAACUGAACUUCCCAUUAACCAGAAUUGGAUAUCCUUAGCGAUAUUCAUCUCGCAGGGCCUGUUUGUGUUCUUAGAUGUUGCUGUAUGAGUUCCCAAAAGGCAGGGUACUUAUUUAGGACGGCUUUCUUACUGUUUCUUAAAACAGUUUUUUAUAUAAAAAUUAAAAUUUUUAUACUAAAAAAAUAAGAAAACUGUCUCAAACGAAGCCUUUAUUGUUAUAAGGAACGGUUUUUUCUUCUUUUGAAACAUUGUUUUGUAAUUAUAUGUGCUAGAAUACACUUUUUAUUUUUUUUGGUCAAAGUGAACUUAUUUUCAUUCA